Molecule: messenger RNA, 1365 nt
Organism: Aspergillus puulaauensis
Lineage: Eukaryota; Fungi; Ascomycota; Eurotiomycetes; Eurotiales; Aspergillaceae
Product: FAD-binding oxidoreductase
Exons: 3
Coding region: 1-1365 (454 amino acids)
Molecular function (GO): oxidoreductase activity; FAD binding
Source: RefSeq, a predicted model, not a curated record
AUGGAAAUCAUCUGGCGCGACUCCCCCACCUACGAAGAAGCCCGCAUCAGCCGCGUCUUCAACCACCGCCGACCAGCGCGCUACCCCCUCGCCGUCGUAAACGCAACCAGCGUCUCGGAUAUACUCCAGGCCGUUCAACUGGCAAAAGAGAAGGGAUGCCGCGUUGCCGUGCGCUCGGGCGGCCACUCCUGGGCUGCGUGGAGUGUGCGCGAUGAGUCGAUUCUUAUCGAUCUAGGCAAAUACAAACUCCUCGACGUUGAUCCGGUUGAGAAGGUUGCGCGUGCGUCGCCGAGUAUGACGGGGCGCGAAGUUAACAGGGUGCUGACGAAGGAGUUUGGGUUGAUGUUUCCUGGUGGGCAUUGUCCGGAUGUGGGCAUUGGGGGGUUUCUGCUGCAGGGUGGGAUGGGCUGGAAUUGUCGGGGCUGGGGAUGGGCUUGUGAGAGAGUCAGGGCAGUCGAUGUGGUGACCGCCGAUGGCGACCUGGUGCAUUGUAACAAGGACCAGAAUGCAGACCUGUACUGGGCAGCUCGGGGUGCUGGACCUGGCUUCCCCGGCAUCGUAACCCAAUUCCACCUCGACCUCAUUCCCUACCCAGAGCGCGGAUUUCGCGGCUCAGGAUACUCCUAUCCCAUCAGUAAAUACCACGAAGCCUUCAACUGGAUCCUCUCAAUCACACCAACCUACGACCAAGACACCGAAAUCGCAGUCGUAGCCCACUACCCCGAAGGCCACGACGAGAUCCGCCUCUUCAUCCUCCUCGUCACCAUGAAACACACACCAGAAGAUGCAGAAAAUGCACUUCGUCCCGCACACGCCUCCCAUCCCCCAGGUGCUCUAGAAGAGUGGUUCUGCCAAGAAGACAGUCUAGCAAAUCAAUAUAUCAACCAAGCAAAAGCAAACCCCGAAGGCCAUCGGUACUGCGCCGAGAACGCGUUCAUCGAGAACGACGCAGACGUUGCCGCCGUGCUCGAGGAGGCAUUCACCACUCUCCCGCACCGCAAGGCGUUUUCGCUGUGGUACGCCAUGAACCCGUGUAGUCGACGGGCGCUCCCUGAUAUGGCGCUGAGUGUGCAAUCGGACCAUUAUCUCGCCUUGUAUACGGUGUGGGAUGAUGCGAGGGAUGACGAGCGGUGUCAGGCUUGGGUAAGGAGUGUGAUGAGUCGUGUUGAGCGGCGGUCUGUUGGGAGCUAUUUGGGGGACUCGGACUUUCAGGUGCGCCAGACGCGUUUUUGGGCGGAGGAGAAUGGGAAAAGGCUUAUGGGUGUGAGGCGCAAGUGGGAUCCUACGGGGAGGAUUUGUGGGUAUCUUGAUGAGGGGGAUCAGUCGGGGGUUGAUGGAUUGGCGAAUGUGCAGACUUGGUUGUAG